Diaporthe amygdali is the source of this 1122-nucleotide messenger RNA. RefSeq lists its product as uncharacterized. Lineage: Eukaryota; Fungi; Ascomycota; Sordariomycetes; Diaporthales; Diaporthaceae. The record is from RefSeq and is a predicted model, not a curated record. The coding region runs from base 1 to 1122 and encodes 373 amino acids. The transcript is spliced from 6 exons.
AUGUCUCAAAUGUCUGAGUUCAGCGGACAAGAUCUCUGCGAUUUUCCGGCUGCUUCGCCUCCAGAUGGCGUCAUUCCCAAUUUCGUGGAUCCUGAGAGCCUAGCUACAACCACUUUUGCGUUCGGAAUUAUCCUUACGAGUUGUGCGACAUUGGUAGUGGCUGUGAGAUUAUACAUCAAUUGGGGCAAGCUAAACUGGGCGGAUUAUCUUAUGGCGGUGGCGGCUGCUUUGAACAUUGCAUACACAUGUCUUCUUAUCUCGUUGCGCGAUGAUCUCAGUAUAUCCAUACAAUCGCCAUCAGUGGGAUGUGCCAGCUUGCUGGAUGAAUGCAACUCAGUUGCAGUCUUUGGCAUUGUCAUCUACGUCCCAUCUAUUCCAUUUACCGCCAUUUUCGACGCCCCAAAGGUCGGCCAAACAUGGGAGGAUGAGUUGGAAUACCUGGCAACAUCAAGCAACAAUGGUCUGAUAUAUUGGGGCCUUGUUCAAAGCUCUGGCUCUGUUGUACUUGAUUUGUUCAUCUUCUUCAUCCCAAUGCCUGUUUUGAACAAGUUGCAACUGCCGUUGAAGAGGAAGCUCGAGCUCUUUGCUUUAUUUGCUACUGCUUUAUUAGGAGUUGCUGCAAGUGCCAUCGGUCUUGUUUUUCGUAUCAAGCUACUCAGCACCCGUGACAGUACCUGGCAUCAAGCGGAAUUAGCCCUUUCCGUGUUCGCCGAAAAUAAUACCGCUAUUGUUGUGGGUUGCAUGCCCGCCUUUGCCAAAUUCGUAAAAUUUGUCAGAGUCACAAUUACCAGUCGCCGGAAUCGAUCGACUGGGAACUUGCUACAUGGUAGUCGCGAAAAUUUGUACAAGCAAGGGGCGUGGCCAAUACAAGCUCCACCGCCAUUGCCUCAUUCGAAUGCAGCGACCUGGUCUUCUAGUCGAAAACAUCCGCUGCAACGGUAUGAGCUUACCGAUACCAUGCUACUCCAGGCACAGGCAUCUAUUGCCGGUGAUGGACAACAGUGCAGGCAACACCCAAGCUCAGAGCAGGAUUGGGAAAUCAGGGUGUUGAGAAUGGCGAACAUUCGUCAGCAUGAGGAAAGGAUCAGGGGCCAUUACCGAUCCGUGGAACACUUCGUAUGA